Messenger RNA from Lepisosteus oculatus (spotted gar), 6881 nucleotides. Lineage: Eukaryota; Metazoa; Chordata; Actinopteri; Semionotiformes; Lepisosteidae. The record is from RefSeq and is a predicted model, not a curated record.
CCUGUCAAAUGGCGCAGCACUGUCAGUCUUCACUAGGACUGCUCUGGGUGGUGAUUUAAGGAAGCUAGCCAACUUCACUCAGCCCACAAUGAAAGCCUGGAUAGAUGGAAUUGUAGAUAUAGAGCCCACCUCCAUGGAAACCAGAAUUCCCUUCCAGAUAAUUUUCCAGGCCUCUCUCAAUUCAGCAAAUGCAACCAUUGCUGUAGAUGAUAUUAGUGUGGCACCACAGUGUUCUUCUACGAAUGUAUCCCUCCCUGAGACCACAACAGAGCACAAAGAUUAUGGGCAGGUCGUGCUUCUUACAAAUCAGUCUCUUCCACAUCAGCAUGGACUGACAAUUGACAAAAAUGGCAAGGCCUUUGUUGGAGUUGUUGCUGACUAUCCUGCCUCAGUUUUCAUCUUGUUGUCACCUAGUUUAUACCAGAAUGUCAGUGGCACGUAUUCUUUCAAGUCUGCACUGAGCAGCUCUCUCUAUCUAUGCCAUUCCCUCACUGGAUCUGGGCACGGGAAUGCCGAAUUGUCUGUCAAACAGAUUUCCACUGGCAGUGAAGUUACAGUCCAAGCCUCCUUUUGGGUGAAAGAAAGUCAGUGGUUUCCUGGAGUUGUUACUGUGGAGCCAGUCAUCCUUCCUGGUUUUUACCUCAUCCAUGUAGACACAGUUGUUUCUUUGGCAAAAGAUAAUGGAAGCCAAACCUUCAAAAAGAGUGCUAGCUGGGAAAUCGCUGCAGCAAAUAUCUCCACCACAGUUCCUCCCCCACCUCAUUGCCCACCGUCUUCCUUUCGCUGUCACAGUGGGGAAUGCAUCCAUGAGGAGAGAGUCUGUGAUUUUACAGUAGACUGUCACAGUGGGGACGACGAAGCUGGGUGCCCCGCCUGGUGUGAUUUUGAAGAGGACUCUUGUGGAUGGUUUGAGUUUGCUGCAGGAGAUGGCUUUGACUGGAUCAGAAGCUCUCACAUAUCUGUCCCUCCAGAUUUCCGAGACCAAUCACCCCCACAGGACCACACUACAAAUACAACUGAGGGGCAUUUUAUGUUUGUUCUGAAAAACAGCAGCAACUUUUCACAAAAGGCCCUUCUAAGGAGUCCAAAGUACAGUCAGUCUGCAUCAGGCUGUACCGUGUCAUUCUGGCAUUACAAUUAUGGGCUUGCUGUUGGAGCGGCUGACAUGUAUUUACGGAUUGAUGGAGUGGAGAACAUCACCGUUGUGUGGAGGACCCUAUACAACCAGGGAGACCAGUGGCUGAAGGUGGUCAUUCAGCUUGGUCGCCUGACACAGCCUUUCCAGUUCUCAUUAGCCAAGCUCAGCCUCGGCUUUUUCGAUGGUGUGUCCGCCUUGGAUGAUAUCUACUUUGAAAACUGCUCCCUUCCUCCACCCUCAGCCAAAUGCGCUGGCCCCAGUCAGUUCCACUGCAGAGAGACGCGGGGCUGUAUUGACCACCUCCUGCUCUGUGACCUUGUGGAUGAUUGUGGAGAUGGAUCGGAUGAAGAAAACUGUGCUGCUGAUCUGCAGUGCAACUUUGAACAAGGGCUCUGCAAUUGGUCUCAGGACACUGAUGAUAAGUUUGAUUGGACCAGAAUCCAGGGCCCCACCCCAACUUUGAACACUGGACCCUGGAAGGACCAUACCUUGGGCAACGUGAAUGGCCACUAUCUGUUCAUUGAGGCCUCCGCACCUCAGAAGUUUAAAGACACUGCAGUGCUUCUGAGUCACAAUUUCCAUCCCACAACACUGAAUGAAGACAAUCAGUGUAUUUUUCGCUUCAACUACCACAUGUUCGGCGAGCAUGUAUACAGACUUGCAGUGUUCAAGAGAACAUCCACCAAUACCAGAGGAGAACUUCUAUGGGAGAAAUAUGGAGAGCAAGGCAAUAUGUGGUUAAGAGAAAUUCUGUUUAUCACCAGUUCCCUGCCCUUUCAGAUAUUGGUGGAAGGCACUGUGGGAGAUGACUUUAAUGGAGACAUAGCGAUUGAUGACUUGUCCUUCAUGGGCUGCAUUCUCUAUUAUGGUGAUUUACCUUCAGCUGGCCCUACAAUACCCUCAGGAACCUUAUAUCCUACAACUGAGUAUCCACACAGCUGUCCAGAGGGCAAAUAUAUGUGCAGUGCAACUGGUGAUUGCAUUGACCUUGUGAAAAAAUGUGAUUUUAGAGAGGAUUGCUCUGAUAAAACUGAUGAACUAGCCUGUGUGCGUCCAAAGUGUGAUUUUGAAAAGGGAAAUAGGUGUGGCUGGUAUCAGAAUCUGAAAACAAAUUCAAAAUUCAAACAAGCAUUUUUGUGGCUUACUGGACAAGGUUUAACAAUAUAUCCUGGGGAAGCAAACCACAGACCAAAAACAGAUCAUACCUUAGGCACUCCAGAAGGCUGGUACAUGUAUGCAGACAGUUCAAAUGGACAGUUUGGCCACAUCGCUGACCUUGUGACCCCCGUCAUAUCUCAGACUGGGCCGCAGUGUACACUGGUGUUCUGGUACUACAUGAAAGGAGUCACAGUGGGGACCUUGCAGGUUCUCAGUAAAUUUGGCAAUGUGACACAUGUGCUCUGGUCUCAAACUGGAAAUCAGGGUGACCUUUGGAGGAAAGGAGAAGUAUUCCUGGGAAUUCGUUUGAAUUUUGAGAUUAUACUGAGAGCAAAACGUGGUGUCAGUUACAUCGGAGAUGUAUCGGUGGAUGACGUAUCCUUUGAAAACUGUGCCCCUCUGCUGAUUCCAGACCGGCCAUGUGACAGUAAUGAAUAUGCAUGUGCCAACAAAUAUUGUAUCCCAGAAGACAACUUGUGUGACUUUAACAAUGACUGUGGAGAUUCGACAGAUGAGAAUCCAUAUAUUUGCAAAACCUUCCAUGGCCGCUGUGAUUUUGAGUUUGACCUUUGCUCCUGGCGCCAGUGGCAAGGAGAUGACUUUGACUGGCUUCUGAAAACUGGAAGCACACCAAAUGUUGGCACAGGCCCCUCGAUAGACCACACACUGCGGGACCCUUCUGGUCACUACAUCCACAUCGAUAGCUCGUUCCCCCAUGCCCCUGGAGACGUAGCCCGGAUCUCAGGCCCGACUUUUAGCAGAAAGAGCAAAGACUGCAAGUUAAUCUUCUACCUGCACAUGUCUGGAGAUGGCACUGGCUCAUUGAACGUGUACCAGAUCACAGUGUCUGAAAAGUACCUGUUGCUGCUGAACUUAACUGGGGAUCAGGGACGCUACUGGCAAAGGAAAGAAAUCCCCCUCUCUUCAGCUGAAGACUUUGUGGUGAUGUUUGAGGGGAGGGUUGGGGAAGGCCUGAAAGCUGACAUUUCCCUGGAUGACAUCACCUUCACAUGGGAAUGCCUUCUGGCUUCAUCUGUGGGACCGACUGAGCCUACAUCUCUUCCUCCAACUGGCUCCUGCCCACAAGGCUACUUGGAAUGCAAAAAUGGGAAGUGUUACCAACCAGUGCGGAGCUGUGACUUUGUGAAUGACUGUGAAGACAAUACAGAUGAGGAGGGAUGUGGAACGUCCUGCAGUUUUGAGAGUGGCCGCUGUGGGUGGAAAAACUCACUGGCUGAUAACUUUGACUGGAUUCUGGGAAUGGGCUCAUCCCAGAGCUUCAGGCCACCUAACGAUCAUACACUGGGAAAUGAAAAUGGUCACUUUAUCUAUCUUGAAGCCACUCCUGAAGGGUUAAAAGGUGACAAGGCCCACAUGAAAAGCUCUGUGUGGAAAGAAUCCAGUGCGACAUGCAAACUGACCUUCUGGUAUUACAUGUCCACAAAAGCUACUGGCAUUAUCAGUCUCCUUGUAAAGACAGAUAAGGGUCUCACUGAAGUGUGGAACAAGACUGUGAACCAGGGAGAAAAAUGGAACAAAGCUGUGGUGCCCCUGAGGAAGAUGAGGAAUUUUGAACUUAUCUUCCUGGGAAUUCGAUCCAGAGAUCUCAGUGGGGGAGCUGCUAUCGAUGACUUGGAAUUUAUCAACUGCGCACCAAAUGCAGAGCUGCCAGGGUCAUGUCCAGAAGUCACAGACUUCAUGUGUCAGAAUGGCAAGUGUGUUGAGUCCCAUGUUGUGUGUGACUACAAACCAGACUGUGAAGAUGAAUCAGAUGAAUUAGACUGUGGUCAUAUUCUGGGUUCCCCUGGUGCCUGCAAUUUCAAUAUGCCAAGCACAGAGUCCUGGGAGGCAGUGUGUCAUUUAACUCAGAAUGGCAAUGAUGAUUUUGAUUGGAAGAUAGGCAGCAGGACAGAGACAGAAGGAACAGGACCAACUGCUGACCACAGCCCAGAGGGAGAUGGAAAAUUCUUGUAUGUGAACUCCGCCAUUCAAAAAGAAGGGGACAUUGCCAUAAUUACAACAAGUACACCCUAUCCAGCAAGCAUUGGGGUCUGUCAUCUGCGCUUUUGGUAUUACAUGUAUGGAUCACAAAACAUGGGAACACUGAAGGUUUAUACUGUUGGAUCCAAUGGGAUAAGUCUGUUAAUGUGGUCUGUGAUUGGAAACCAAGGGAACAAAUGGAAUUAUGCCAAUGUGAUACUAUCCAACAACCAACCUUUUCAAGUGGCCUUUGAAGCAGAGAUUGGUGGAGAUAGCCUAACUGAUAUUGCACUGGACGAUAUUUCCUUCACCCCGGAAUGUACAGUUGGAGGGCCGAUCAUCCCUCAGCCCCCCACAUGCAGAUCAGGCUCCUUCGAGUGCCUCCAUGUGCACGAGUGCAUUCCUGAGAGCUGGCUCUGCGAUGGGGAGCCCGACUGCAAGGACAUGUCCGAUGAGGAGGUCUGUCCAUCAGGAGUGCCUGGCACCGUGCCACCCCAGGAACUGUGUGGAGACCGCCAGUACCAGUGCAGCGAUCAGCAGUGCAUCCCAUCUCUGCUUCGCUGUGACGGUGUCCCCGACUGCCCUUGGGGGGAAGACGAGUUCAGCUGCCCCGUGAAGCUGUGUCUGAAUGGCUCUCUGCUCUGUGAAGACACGGGGAGCUGCCUGCCUUCAACCCUGCGCUGUGACGGCUCCAUCAACUGUGUUCUCUUCCAGCCUGACGAAUCCAGCUGCAAUGAAUGCCCAAUUAAUUACUGUAUCAAUGAAGGAACGUGUUAUGUUGGCAAGGAAGGCCCCUUUUGCAAAUGUAUAUCAGGAUGGAGGGGAAACCGCUGUCACCUUAAAGAAAAACCCAAACCUCUCCCCACCUCUACCGUUUACAAUGAAAAUGAAACUGUGGGCAUUUUUGCAGGUCUGGGAGCUGGAUUAUUUGUGAUUCUCUUAGGAAUUGUAAGCAUAAUACUGAUUGUGCAGAGAAGAAAACAUGCUCUUGGGAAAUCCACCACAAUGGAUUUGGGCACUGUGCACAAUCCUGUCUUUGCGCAUUUUGAUUGCAAGGCAGAGUCCCCCUUAAGUGAUGAAAUCCCUGGUGUUCAUAUUAGUGUUUAUCCAUGGCUGAAACUACAGGAGGACGUCUACACUGGGAAAAGAGACACAGAUUACUCAUUUCACAAUCCUUUGUAUGAAGGUGCUGCGGGAGAUGCAGAGCCAAAUGACACAUCAUCCCAAGCUUAGAACUACCUAUUCAGAAAAAUCACAGCAUAUACUGUACAGUAUAUAUGGUUGCUAAAUUACUGUCACGUUACUUGUUUGUGUGUAGUUCUAAAGUGAAAUGCCACAAAAUAUUUUCGUUUGUACUGUAAUACAAAAACAAUAUGACCAGGAUAAAUGUGCUUUUAGCAAAUUGUCAGUACAUAAUUGUCUUAUGAAGAAAGCACACAAUUAUGAAAAUUAAUCCAGACUGAAACUGUUUCAGCUGUCUGCUUCUUUAAGUAAAGUAUUCUAUUAGUCAUUGAGCCUUAAAUUAAGUUUUAUUUUUGACUCCUUAAAAAUAAUUAAUCCAGUUCCAGUGAAGUCCCAUUUUGUUGAAUUGUGAUGCAUAUACUGUACUUUUAAAUGUUAUAUUUAAUGAAUACUUGAAUUCUUAAACUAAAGACAUUUAUUGAUGAAACAUAUUAAAAGCCAUCAAAAACUGCAAAUAAAAAUCAAAAACCAAAAUACGUUUAUUAUGACCCCCUUUAAUCUAACAGCUGUUGUUUUGAGGAGUUUGGUAGGUUGAGACAUCUGAAGAACCAUAUAAGGUUUUGGUUAAAGGUUUAUGUAAAAAGAUUGGUGCAGGCAUUUUCACACCAGUUAAAUUUGGGCAUUUUCAUAUGCUUGGAACAGAGCACUCUGCUGCAGCCGUCACUAGUUAGGUCUCUUUAAGUUGAAGACAUAUCACAGUGUUAUCCAGUUAACAUCAGUCUCUUGGUUAAAGCCCUUGGUUAAUUUAUAGUGAAAAUGAGUUUAUCUGUAGCUGAGGACAGAUGGGAUAAGUUUUCACACAGGAGGUCGCCAUGGUGCUCAUGCCAGUCACUAGCAGGGAGUUUAUUACACCCCCUUUGCUAUGACAAAUCUUAAUCAGUUCAGGUGCACAGAAAUUAUUUUGACAAGUCACACAAUUAGUUGAAUUGCCUGGCUGUGAUUAAUAAUAAUGGUUCAUAUGAUUUUCACAAUAAAAACACUUUGUAAGGUCCAUGAAUAAGGUAGUGAAUUUCAAGCAAAGAUUGAGCCAUGAAGAGAAGCUUUCAAAAAGCAGAAAGGCACAGAUCAUUUGAAGGGUAUAAAAUUAAAAUAUGCUGAAUAUCCCUUUGAACAUAAUGAAGUCGAUAAAUAGUGGAAGGUGUAUCGUACCGCCCAGAAAUUGGUGUUAGGAGAAGGAUAGUGCAGAUGGGCAGGGAAAGGUGUCUGAGUAGUGAAAUUGAGCGCUGGAAGACUUGUGAAAAGGCAUUAAUGAUUUUCUUUACUUUAGAUAGUUUCAUGGUUUCAUUUUUGAAUCAGCUACAGUACAUGGCCUGCUGAGUUAGAAACACUACUGUACAUGUUGGAUUCCUUCAUGCAGGUGGAA